Molecule: messenger RNA, 2448 nt
Organism: Sordaria macrospora k-hell
Lineage: Eukaryota; Fungi; Ascomycota; Sordariomycetes; Sordariales; Sordariaceae
Biological process (GO): regulation of DNA-templated transcription
Molecular function (GO): DNA-binding transcription factor activity, RNA polymerase II-specific; zinc ion binding
Source: RefSeq, a predicted model, not a curated record
AUGACUCCACCAACGCAGUACAAGCCCAUUCAGCCGGCGCCGUUGAAGGUGACGAAAUCAGGCACUUCAUCUGGCUCCGGCCGAGUUAAUGGAGAGAAGCAUGCCAAGAGGGUCAAAGCUGUGACUCAGGCUUGUCAUACGUGCCGUCGAUACAAGGCCAAGUGCGAUGGACUUCGCCCCAGAUGCACUAGCUGCAAAACCAAGAAUAAGCCAUGCGGCUACGAAGGCGAGGAGGGCCAGUCCCGCCAGGAGGCGAUGAAAUCACGACUGGAGGCGUUAGAGAAGUUGGUGACCGCCCUUCAGCAAAAGUCACCCGAAGAGGCUGAAGCAUUGCUUCAACGUAUUCGAAAUGCCGACGAUAUCGUUUCGCUUUCGUCGGCUGCUUCCAGCGAGAAUGGCGACCGCAUUGUCGCCGGACUUCAUCGCAACGAUUCGUCGUCGCCCAGCAUGGGCGGGUCACUUUCCGAGUCGUUGUCAUCACCUUCAGCUGUCCCGACUGUAUCAACGGACAUCAUCAAGCGUGCUUUGCAAUCUGGCUCUCCAUCUUCGGACGAGUCGUCUGAAGGUAGCAUGCAGCUUAUCUCAGGUUCCGGGAACACCACCGCGCGCUUACGUGUCGAUCAUUCGGCCUAUUUGAUUCGUUUCGUCAUUCCCAACGCGGACGCCACCCGUGCGGCUCUUAACAGUUUCUACAGCUCGAGCGGAAAACUUUUUCAUGUCUUUUCCCAGCAGGAGAUGGAUCGGUACUUCACCACCGUUUUUGGCUACGAUGGGCGACCCAACUAUUCACAGAAGAUGGCGAUUUGCUGUCUUUGCUCAGUCGCUGCCAUUGGAAUUCAGUACAACCCCGACGACUUCGAGAAGGGCUCGGAACACAUCUUUUAUGAAGUCGCCCGGCGAUAUUUCGUGGAUGUUCUCGAGGAGUCAUCACUCGACGCCAUCAAGGUUUGCACCAUGUUGGCAUUCUUUAACGUUAUGAACAAGGCGACUAUUUCGCUUGCUUGGGUGGAACUCGGCAUGAGCAUGUCUCGACAAUUUGGCUUGAAUACCACCAUUUUGCUCCGCGACGAAAGGACCGACCAGAUGAUCGACUACAGGAAAACCUGGAGGACGUUGAUGUUUUUCUCCAGCUGGCUUUCAUCCACUUUGGGGUACAUCUCCGGCAGCGCUGGAUCAGACUUUUUGAAGUUUGUCCCCAUUGCUGAAGUUGAGCCUCAUUAUCCCCUUCAUGUGACGGAGACCGUUCAGAGGGAGAUGACCAAGAUAUCGCUUCUCAAGGCCGAAAUUCUCCGCAUGCAAUUCGAAUUUCAGGAUCUUCCCAGACUUACCGUUGUCGCCAACGAAUAUCUCGAGAAGUGGCACGAGAAGCUCCCGGUCGACGUGCAGUUGGCCAACCUUGCCAACCCUAGUCUUGAUGACACAGUCCGAAGGUCUAUCUAUCAUGUUCACUUGCUAUAUCUCGGUGCUAUGCAGCUUCUGUAUCGCUGGAUUGCUGCCAGGCUCAUCCAAACGACCACUGUCAAUGGCAAGGAGGUUAUUGUUGCUAGCGAGUCCGUCCCCGAGGAGGACCGCAAGCUGCUUAAGCACGUUUCCCAGGGCCUGAUUGCCGCCAAGCAUUCAGCCCGUCUGCUUGCUUUGCUGCACGGUGAACGUGGUAUCUUCCAACGCUGCUGGUUGGUUAUCUUCCAAGCACAUACCUCGUGUGUUGUCAUUAUGCAUUCGGUAGCGCAGAAACAACUUCAUGGCUUCCCGGUCAGCUCCUGGGCUCCGGACCUCAAACUAGCGCAGCUGUGCCUGGACACGCUUGAAUUCUGUGGAAGAAUCGAUCCGGUGGCUCUUCGCUUCCACGUGCGACUCUCCGCCAUCUUUAAGAGCCUUGCAGCCGCUCUUCCGAGCAAUGGCGACCAAACCACGAGACAGAGGACGGAAGAUUGGGUCACCAUGCCUCCUGAUUUCCCGCCUAUCCCUGGUGCUACCAGAGUCAACAACAGUGUGGACACGCCGAUGGUGGAACCGGAACAACUUGAGGAGCCGGAUCCGGAGUACCUUCUCACGAUGCCGAAGGAUGCCAAGGAACGCGUGGCCGCGCUGUCACACUCGCUGUUAUCGGCACUUUGCCGACCUUGGGGCGGUGACGAAGUGGGACCGGCGGGCACGGCUUGUGCCCAGGGAAAGAGCAGCAAUGCGAUCGUAAUCACGGAGAAGGUGGUGGAUGAGGAAGACAUUCCGGUAGCGUCGGGAACGUUCCGUUGGGAUCACACGGGCCACCUAGGGUCGCGUGGCAUGACCAAGUUGGCGAAGGAGCUGGGAUUGACAAAGUCGGUCGACGAGUCGGGUCCGGACUCUUGCUCUAGUGAGCUCAGCCUGGGGAGCGACUGCAGGUUUUUGGAUAGCGAGGACCCGCACGGUUGGCAGACAGCGCCAGAGUACAUCGACAUGUCAUAUUGA